Scomber japonicus (chub mackerel) is the source of this 1819-nucleotide messenger RNA. It is a transcript of the gene sspn, whose product is annotated as sarcospan (Kras oncogene-associated gene). Gene Ontology annotation, cellular component: sarcolemma; dystrophin-associated glycoprotein complex. The transcript has 3 exons. The record is from RefSeq and is a predicted model, not a curated record. The coding region runs from base 67 to 693 and encodes 208 amino acids. Lineage: Eukaryota; Metazoa; Chordata; Actinopteri; Scombriformes; Scombridae.
AGUUUGAAGACAAGAGGAGAACUAGGGAAGGGACAGAAAGGUUCAGACAAGAAGGAGGGCAGGAAGAUGAGAGAUGAAAGCCCAGAGCCAAUGGACAGCCAUAAGUGCAGAGUCUGUCGCUUCCCUUUGCUCGUCGCCAUACUACAGCUGCUGUUUGGGGUGGCCAUCACAGCUGUGGCCUUCCUUAUGUUGGCCAUCAGCCCCUCACUCCUGACCAGGGAGACGCCACACUGGGCUGGGAUCAUUCUGUGUUUGGUCUCCAUCGUGGGCUUCAUCCUGUACUGUAUCGACUACCUCCCUGAUGAGAGGUCAUCUAUGCAAUUCAUUAUCAAGUUCCUGUACUUUGUCCUGUGUGCUGUUGGCCUGGUCAUAUCAGUUGUGGUUAUGGCGUUUGCUGGACACCACUACUCACAGGCCAGUAGCUUCAGCUGUGACGAGGUGGAAGAGGCCUGCAUAUGCACACUGAACCCAGGGGACCCGAUAGCUCGCACCUUCACCUAUGAGGGAGUCAGUGACUGUGAGGUGAUCAAUGGGACACUCACACUCUACUUCCUGCUCCAGAUUGUGCUGAACCUGGUUCAAGCGCUCGUCUGUGUUGUUGGUGCCUUCAUCAUGUGGAAGCACCGCUACCAGGUCUUCUUCACUGGUCUGCAGAUUGGCUCUCCCUCCUUCCAGCAUUGGCAGAAGGUAUAAUGUCAUGGCCAUGUCAGGUCAAGAUGAAGAAAUGCCACAUGUGUGACUACACUCUUCAGGACAGGGACAUUUGCCUUUUUGUGUGUGCCUAUGUAUGUUUUCUUUUAUGCCAUAUUUGUCUAUGUGGUGGUUAUAUUAUAAUGGCUUUUUGUACAAAUUUUGUAUAUUAUGUAACUUCAUACUUCCAGUCGCCACUGUUGCGGAAAUCCUGAACAUAAAUAGAUGAAAAAUGAGGAAAAAACAACUGGUCUAUUUUUGAAAAGCAUAACCAAUUGCUCUUGUGACAUACAGUGUAUGUAACACAAGACAAUUUAUGAGCACAAAAUCCACUCCAAAUCUCUACAUGGCCUCUCAAAAUUUCCUUUACUUUGAGCUACUGAGAUUUAAUAAUCGUGAUCAUUUUCUUCAGUGAUGCUUUAGGUGGCACACUGAAUCACUGUGUUAUCACAUUAUAGUUCACAAAUGUUAAUUGACACUGCCUCAAGUUUUGGAAAACAGCUUUCACACAGUAAAUAGAUCACACAUUGAUGAAUACAGAAGCCAAAAUCAGUGUAAAAUCUACUUUAAUCUGAAUUAUACAAAAAAAGAGCACAUGGUUUAUUAGUGUAUUGCUUUACAACCAGAAAAUCGCAUUGUAUUGAAGCUUUUAACUAUAUAUUCUUUGCCACGACCUGCUGUUACAAAAGCAGAACGUACUUUGUUUCAUUUGCUGCUCUUUAAUCUUAUGCAGAUUUGUGAAUAUUUUGUGUAAGGUCCGUGAUGGAAAACAAAAGAAAAGUAUUAAAAACCCUGUAAUUCUUCAAAAAGUCUAAUUCCACGCACCAAAAACUGUUCCUGACAGCAGUAACACAACCUGGGCAGAGUACACUUUAUGAGACUGGAUUCUAGACUGGGGCUCCGAACUGGGCUGUGGCUUGCGAAGGUGGAUGCCAGGCCACUAGCCAGCAUGACUCAAACAGCCUGUAGGAGUCAAACUACUGCAGCCACAGAAGGGCGGGGGAAUGGGCUGAGGGGUGAGAGAAGGGGGACUCAGACAGGCAGCUGGACUGUAGCAACUAAAUCAUCUAAGUAUAUUUACAAAAUGAGGAACGCCACGAAACAACCAUGUUUCUUGAAGGUUUACUUA